Messenger RNA from Bemisia tabaci, 1678 nucleotides. RefSeq lists its product as uncharacterized. Gene Ontology annotation, molecular function: transmembrane transporter activity. The record is from RefSeq and is a predicted model, not a curated record. Lineage: Eukaryota; Metazoa; Arthropoda; Insecta; Hemiptera; Aleyrodidae. Gene Ontology annotation, biological process: transmembrane transport. Gene Ontology annotation, cellular component: membrane.
CUCUAUUAUAUUCAUGCAAGUCGGACUACCACAUGGGAAUUGUGACCUCUCGUUUAAGUUUUCCUACGAGUGAUGGUCCAGUUGGCAUGGCUGUCAAGGAACAGAGGUCGUGUGCGGCAAAUUUCAGUUUGCUGCUCGGCGAGCAUUCUGCCUUUCGGCCAUGGGCUGCUAGUGGCGUGGCCGUCACUGGCAAUCGAGCGGCUUCGGCGAGGUGAUGCAGGGUUCGAGGUGAGCUCUGGUGAAAUUUCCAUCAUCGUCUCCAUGAUGUCACUGGGCAUGUGCCUGAUGCCCAUCCCGUUCGGGUACGUCCUGGUGCGAUUGGGCCGGAAGACGAAUCUGCUCAUCAACGCCGUCGUCUACGCUGUCGCAUGGGGGCUCAUUGCCUUCGCUCCCUCGCCCCUAUGGAUCAUGGUUGGCAAUUUCUUCGCGGGUCUCGGUAGCAGCAUCCAGCUCAUCAUCGGACCCUUAUACAUAGCCGAGGUGGCCGACAAAGAUAUUAGAGGUGCCUUGAUCAGUAUUUACAUUAUGGCCAUUGCUAUUGGUCAAGUGUUUAUGACGAGCAUAGGAAUAUUCGUUUCCUACUUCGAACUGAAUUUGAUGUCGCUGAUCAUUGCAAUCGUCGCCUUCUUCUGCAUCCUCACGACAGCUGUUGAAUCGACUAGCUGGUAUUUAAUGGUGGAUAAUGAAUAUGAAGCAGAGAGAAGUUUUCAUUACUACUGGAACACCGGUGCUGGCACUGACAGAACCCAGUCCCUGGCAACCCUGAAAGAGACAGUGGCGCUGGAGAUGAAAUCCGCAUGCUCUUACGUCGAGCUGUUUCGGACCCCGAGCAACAUCCGCGCCUCGAUCAUAGUCAUCGCUCAAUCAGUAUUCCAAAGCGCCGGUGGAAUAGUGGCUAUCCUCACCUACGGCUCCACCACACUUCCAGCAUACGAUGGCUUCUGGAAACCCAACCCUACGAUGGCUCUGGUCAGCGUCCUCAACCUUGUUUUCAAUAUAGUCUCGGCGGGUUUCGUCGAUCGAAUCGGCCGUAAACCGCUGACCAUCAUCUCCAAUGCAGGCAACGCACUAGGCACCGCUAUGGUGGCUGCCUACUUCGCCGUGGAACGGCGCACGAAUUGGAACGUGACCGACCUCGAGUGGCUGCCUUACGUUGGGUUUUUGACCUACGUUGCAUUUUACGGCAGCGGCAUGUUUACCGUGCCUCAUAUUCUGGUCGGCGAACUGUUUCCGGUCAAUGUAAGAUAUCACGCGGCUGUCCUGUCGACUAUUAGUAUUGCUGGCAGCUGUGCUUUUUUCAACUAUAUUUACCUCGGCGUGAGUCAAGUUGCAGGAGUAGAUGUAAUGUUCCUGAUCUUCACCCUGUGCAGCAUUUCCGCGACCGUUUUCUCCUGGAUAUUCAUGUUCGAAACGAAGAAUUUGUCCCUGGCCGAUAUACAAGCAAAAAUGACAAGGAACUCGACUAGGGCCUCUGAUCCCACUCCAGAAUUGGAGAAUCGGCGGUGACUGUGACCAUCUAAAUUAUAUGAUAUUUACGCCUUCUGCUGUCAACAUUUCAUCUUGGGAAAUUUUAAAAUAUCUUUGAAGUAACAGAAGUACCUCUCCUGCUUUUUGCGGUUUAUUAAUAUAUAUAUGUUAACGUUGAAGUGCCAGAUUAAAUUGAUGUAUACAUUAACUA